AUGUCGAGCGGCACACAAUCAGACACCAACCCCGACGAGACCAUGCGUCUGGCUGUGGAGCGAUUCCGCGCCAAAAUGGAGUCCUCGAAUCGGCAGUUUAUUCAAGAUCGCAUCGACGAGAUCGAAGCUAUGCAUCUCUCGACCGAGGAUGAAAAGUUACAUCACAUGCUUACGUACUGGGCUGACUUGAACAUCAAAGACUGGAGUAACUGCAAUGAUGACGCUCCCAGAGACAUUAUCCGGCGAGUUCGCGAGACCGCAAAUGUCUCGCGACUAGAGGACCUGAAGACGAUAUUUCAUGAACGUAUGGAUGGAAUCAUUCCGUCAACGCUGGUGACAGAUGAGUGGCGCGAAAUGUUUCUUGACACUGUCGAAAUUGUGUGUAACGAGGCCGCUGAGCAAGAUGAAGAUGAUGAGAACUUGCACAUUCCAAGAUGUGAUGAGCUAGGCCACUUCCUCAAAUACGAGGAGGGAAUGUCUCAAUAA
Molecule: messenger RNA, 486 nt
Organism: Penicillium crustosum
Lineage: Eukaryota; Fungi; Ascomycota; Eurotiomycetes; Eurotiales; Aspergillaceae
Exons: 1
Coding region: 1-486 (161 amino acids)
Source: RefSeq, a predicted model, not a curated record